AUGUCUGGGUAUCCGGGUCACUACGGAGGAUAUCAAGGUGGUCCGCCUCCUCAACAGCAAUAUGCGCCUCCGGGCGGUUACUACCCCCCGCCUCAACAAGGCUACAAUGGAUACCCUCCCCAAGGGUCGGCGUACGGCUAUCAACAGCCUUCUCCUCAACCAUACGGAUAUAAUCAACCUCCUCCUCCUCAGCAAUAUGGCGGCUACCCGCCUCAGCCAAAUUACAACAACCGUCCUGGGAUGCCCACAGUGAACUCGAACGCGUACAUGCAUGGGAAUCACAAUGCUCCGCCGCCGCCGCCGAGUCAACCACAGGGAUUCGGUCAUGGUGCUCCUAAUGGCUACAAUUUUCAAUAUUCCAAUUGCACUGGUCGGAGAAAGGCACUUCUGAUUGGCAUCAAUUAUUUUGGCCAACGUGGCCAGCUGCGUGGAUGCAUCAAUGACGUGAAGAACAUGUCAGCUUACCUUGUGGAACGAUUCGGAUACAAGCGAGAGGACAUGGUCCUCCUGACAGACGAUCAGCAGAACCCUAUGAGCCAGCCGACGAAACAGAACCUGCUCAGAGCUAUGCACUGGCUGGUGAAGGACGCGAGGCCGAAUGACUCUCUUUUCUUCCACUAUUCAGGUCACGGCGGUCAAACCAAAGAUCUUGACGGUGAUGAGGACGACGGGUAUGAUGAGGUCAUUUACCCCGUGGACUUCCGCCAGACCGGUCACAUCACGGACGAUGAGAUGCACAGGAUCAUGGUGCAGCCGCUACAAGCUGGUGUGAGGCUCACAGCCAUUUUCGAUUCGUGUCACUCCGGUACUGCCCUCGACUUGCCGUACAUUUACUCAACCCAGGGUAUCCUCAAGGAGCCCAACUUAGCCAAGGAAGCUGGCCAAGGACUUCUUGGUGUUAUUUCAUCAUACAGCCAAGGCGACCUUGGUGGCGUUGCAAGCAACAUCAUGGGCUUCUUCAAGAAGGCCACCACCGGAGAAGACGCCCACAAUCGCGCAAUGGCUACGAAGACAUCUCCAGCAGAUGUCGUCAUGUUCUCGGGAAGCAAAGACGACCAGACCUCGGCCGAUGCAACGAUUGCGGCUCAAGCCACUGGCGCCAUGUCUUGGGCCUUCAUCACAGCUCUCAAGAAGAAUCCCCAGCAGAGCUACGUACAGCUUCUCAAUAGCAUUCGCGACGAACUUGCCACUCGCUAUACGCAAAAGCCGCAGCUGUCUUGCAGUCACCCUCUGAACACCAAUCUUCUCUUCGUCAUGUAA
Messenger RNA from Colletotrichum gloeosporioides, 1260 nucleotides. RefSeq names its product Metacaspase-1B. Gene Ontology annotation, biological process: proteolysis. The record is from RefSeq and is a predicted model, not a curated record. The coding region runs from base 1 to 1260 and encodes 419 amino acids. The transcript is spliced from 7 exons. Gene Ontology annotation, molecular function: cysteine-type endopeptidase activity. NCBI's taxonomy places the organism in Eukaryota, Fungi, Ascomycota, Sordariomycetes, Glomerellales, Glomerellaceae.